AACAGCAUGUUAGCAAACACACUGGAGCAAUAAAGACCACAAAAUAAGCAAGAAGUUCUCUUCUACAAAAAUUAUAAGACCAAGAAUAGAAGGUGUGGAUUUAACCAGAGACCAUGGCAAUCAGCUUCAUACUACUGCUGCUCUUUGUCCUGAAUGCAGCUGAUGGUACUCAUAUUGUUGGUGGCAGAGAUGCUGCCCCACACUCGCGCCCCUACAUGGCCUCGUUGCAAGUGCGAGGUGACCUGAACUGUGGGGGAGUCCUGUUGAGAGAGGACUUUGUGCUCACAGCAGCACAUUGUGAGAUAUCAAUACCAUACACAGUUGUACUUGGAGCUGAUUCCCUGUCCGGUAAUGAGCCUACAAAGCAGGUGUUCAGUGUUGCCAGAUCCAUUCCACAUCCCAACUACGAUGGACAUGCAAAUGAUAUCAUGCUCCUAAAGCUCGACCGCAGUGCCCAGCUGACUGAUGCAGUGCAGCUGAUCCCUCUAGCAAAGGGCAGGCUGCGAAUAUCCAGCCAGUGCAUCACAGCUGGCUGGGGGGAUAUAGGGGAUAACAACACCAUAGCAAACAGGCUUCAGGAAGUCAACGUAACCACCCUGCCACAGAGGACAUGCCGUAUGAAAUGGAGAACUGUUCCCAUCACCAGGUCAAUGGUUUGUGGCACUGGGGGCCGUAACCUUCAAGGCUUCUGCUCGGGGGAUUCAGGUGGUCCAUUGGUGUGUGAUGGUGCUGUAGCAGGCGUCGUGUCCUUCUCUGGUCCGAAAUGCGGAGAGACCAAGACCCCCGAUGUCUACACGCGCGUAUCGUGCUUCAGGGAAUGGAUUACAGGAGUGUUAAACAACAAUUAGGCAAAUUAGAUUGAAUGGUAAUUUGUCAAUAUUGGGAUGUACUUUUCAGAUCAAGGCUCUAUACAAACAUAUCGUGUCAUGUUGUUUAAUAUUUGCUUAACAAUGCAGCGCUGUGGAUGAUGAGAUGAGGUAUAAUAAUUUAGGUUUGUGUCACCUGUCACAUUAUGGUUUUGUUAUACAGCAUGCAUUCAAAAAGGCUCAGGCAAAACUCUUUUUAAUCCAAACUUUCAAAAGUAUACUGAGCUGAAUAAAGUGGAAAUGAAAAGCAAAGUAAAUUCCAGUGCACUGAUUUUUGGUAUUGAAAAAUAUGCAUCAAAAAGUGAAACUACCAUAAAACCAUGGAUUAGGUAGUGAUUACAGCUUUAGAAAUAAAAAUGUUUCCUUUAUGGGUCAA
Molecule: messenger RNA, 1242 nt
Organism: Micropterus salmoides (largemouth bass)
Lineage: Eukaryota; Metazoa; Chordata; Actinopteri; Centrarchiformes; Centrarchidae
Product: mast cell protease 1A-like
Exons: 5
Coding region: 114-848 (244 amino acids)
Biological process (GO): proteolysis
Molecular function (GO): serine-type endopeptidase activity
Source: RefSeq, a predicted model, not a curated record